GAAUGAAUUAUAAAUCCUAGUGUUUACAAUGAGAGUUACGCGUUAUUUUGCUGUGAAAGUAAUUAUUGUGAUCUUGAACUUGUUAACAGUAUGUCAUCCAUAUCCUAGCAGUGUUGGAAUAGAAAAUGAUAAAAAUGAAGAAAUAAAGAAAUCCUUUAAACAAAAAUCUAAAAACAUUCGUUUUAAUAAUGUUAACAUUACUCUUCAUCGAAAUAUAAAGAUAAAUCUAAAAAGAUUCGAUCGAAGCGUUGACUCGAAAUCACCGGAAUUAGGAGCAAUGGAUCCACUUACUCAUGAUGAUUUAAAUUUAAGUGAAAUCCUUGUAACGAGUUCUCCUGCGGAAACAACUCAGCAAAACAAUUCAUGCUGUGGUCAAAAAAUUAAUUUGUACUUUAAAACUACAGUUAGUAUUAUUAAACAAUGGCUCGAUAGUCUAGUUGAUGAUUGUAAUAAAGUAAAUGAAAUAUUAACGUUCGAAACGACUAAAAAAUCAGAUAUUGAAAACAUAAGAUACUGCUGUACAGAGCUUAAAGGUAAUUAUUUCAAAUUAUUCAAGUCGGUUAUAAGUGCUUUAAAAAAGCUACAAAUUGAUAAUCAUUCUGCUAUCAAUAACACUUGUCCAAUUUUGGCUGGAUUGGAAAAAAUUAAGAAUAAUAUAAUAACUUUUACUCAACGGCCGAAUAAAAUAAUGAUGAUGAAUAAUCCAUUCGAUAAUUUGUUAAAAAGAUUCCCGGGUAUGUCUGAAACAACUAAUAAAGUACCACAAAAUAAUUCAAACUCAAUGACAAAUCAUGAAAAUACUGGUUUAAAUAAAGUAAUAGAAAACUUAUGGAACGUACCACAAAAAAUUAAAGUGUCCAUUGAGGAGCUAAUUAAUAACAUCAGAAAAAAUUUAAUCCCAGGAAGUUGUCAAAAACUACAAGGAUCGACAGACGGUAAUACUAGUGAUCACGUUGAUAAUCGAUAUCAUUCGUCUAUCCACCAAAAACUUCCCUUCUUAAAUCCUUUCGAGAAUGUAUUGAAGUUACGCACAAUUUUAAAUUUUCCAUUUAAUAAUCCAAUUUUACAAGUAUUCAAUAAUCUACGUGAUUUACCACAACAAAUUAAGGAGAUAAUUGAUGAACAGAUUAGUAAUAUUAGAGAUAUAUUCACGAAGAAUGACUGUAAAGAAGUUGCAGAAAUGACAAAUAACGAUUCUGGAAGUACAAAUUCAUCUGAUUCUUCUACUCAUGAAAAACUUUCUACCCAAGAACCUUCAAAUGGCUUAUUGAAGAACUGGUUCAACUCUUCAAUGAGUAGAAAAUCUACGGUCAAUAAUCCAUUUUCACAAGCAUUAAAUAAUCUACAUAAUAUACCACAGAAAAUAAGAAAAUCGAUCGAUGAUGUAAUUAGCAACAUUAGACAUAUUUUAACCUCAGGAAAAUAUAAAGAAUCUAAAGUUAUACCAAACCACAGUAACCUGGUAACGAAUUCAUCUGUUCAGAACAAUAUUUCAGUCGAGAAUCCUUUCAGGAAUAAAUUAGAAUUUCCAUCAUUACUGAAGUCUCCAUUUAAUAAUCCAUUUUCGCAGGUAUUUGAUAAUCUUCGUAAUUUACUACAACAAAUUAGAGAAACGAUAGACGAACAGAUUAGUCAUAUUAGAAACCUAUUUACGAAAAACAACUGUAAAGAACUUACAGCAAUGGCAAAUAACGAUUCUGGAGGAAAUAAUUCAUCUGAUUCUUCUACUCAUGAAAAACUUUCUACCCAAGAACCUUCAAAUGGCUUUAUGAAGAACUGGUUUGGCUCUCCAAUCACUGAAAAAUCUAUAGUCAAUAAUCCAUUCUCACAAGCAUUCGAUAAUCUAAGCAACAUACUACAAAGAAUAAGAAAGUCGAUUGAUGAAUUGAUUAGUAAAAUUAGAAAUAUUCUGAUUCUAGAGAAAUCUAAAGGACUAGAAAAUAAAAUAAACCACACACCUACUAAUCCGGUUACUGAUUCAUCGGAUGCAGUUGUACACGAAACGACCCCAUCCUCAAAACCUGGAGAUGUAUUAACAGUUAUGACUGAUAGCCCUGUAGGAAAAAUUUUAUCUCUAGGUCCCUUAUGUGGAUUGUUCAAUAAACUAAUUAACUCUUCAACGACUUCGAAAGAUCCGAUAACUUCAUCUACGAACCCAUUUUUACAAGCCUUCGAUCAUUUACGGAAUUCGUCAAAAAAAAUGCAAAAGUCAAUUGGUGAACAAAUUUCUCAUUUGCGAAACAUAUUCACGAAAAAUAAUCAUCAAGAAUCAAAAACUAUAGCCAACAGCGAUACUGCUCAUCCUAAUGCUGACAAUAAUUCGAAUAAUUUUUUCAAUAUGCUUUUUAAAGAUAUGAGAAAAACUUCGACACCCGUGAAAGUCUUAUCUCAUAAUUCACAGCUAUUUGGAAAAAAUAUUGAUGAAAUUUCGACUAAUAUUAGAAACUUUUUUGUGCCUCAAGAACCAAAGACAGAAAUAGAUAUCUUCGAUCCUUCUCAUAUUUAUAAAAUGCUUUCAUCGUCACCAUUUGUGUUAAAUGAAUUAUUUACAAAUAUAUUUAAAUCUUUAUCUGAUACCAAAUCAUCUGGUCAUUAUAAUUAUUUUUCUGCGGCACGCGAUAUACUCCAUAAUUUAGGGAAAGAUGCGAGAAAAUCAAUUAGUGCACUAUUUGGUGGUGUUCAGCACAUGCUUAUACCACAUAUACGAAAAGGACACAAAAAGCAACCAACGGCUACAAAAAUUUUAAUUCAACAGCCAUAUUAUGAAUUAUUUAAAAAACAAUUGUAUCAUAAACCAUUGUCAUUGCCAACUCGUAAAAUUUUACCAUUUUCCUCAUCGUUUCAUAAAGACAAAUUAUUUUCUCGAUCACGAAGUGACUCCUCUAAAUAUAAUUUUCUAAAAAAAUUUUUGUAAACUAUUUUUAGUCACUAAUGAUUUAAGAUCUAGAUAAAAUAUCAAAAAAAUUUACACACAUCUAUUUUGG
Molecule: messenger RNA, 2984 nt
Organism: Cotesia glomerata
Lineage: Eukaryota; Metazoa; Arthropoda; Insecta; Hymenoptera; Braconidae
Exons: 2
Coding region: 29-2914 (961 amino acids)
Source: RefSeq, a predicted model, not a curated record